AUGAAAGUACUUCACUAUUUUGAUAUAAUUGUAGCAUUAACAAGAUUGUUUGGUGUAUCAAAGUGGUUAUGGUCGAGUAGGUGCUUCAGUACAAGCACGGUGAUACCGGCCGCAAAACAGGGGUUGCUUGAUAGGCUAAAAGAUGGAGGAUCUGUGGUAAUUGCUGAAGGUUAUUUAUGGGAGUUAGAACGACGAGGUUUCCUACAAUUCGGCAACUUCUUACCGGAAGUCGUAUUGGAAAAACCGGAAGCCGUAGAAAUGUUACACGAGGAAUUUGCUCUCGCAGGAAGUGACGUUAUGGAAGCCUUUACAUACUACGCACAUAGAGAGAUGAUGAAGCUACGUGGACGAGAGAAGGAUGUAGAAAGGUUGAAUAGGACAGCUUUAAGUCUGGCAAGAAAGGUGGCCGAUAAAUACGAUAAGCUGAUGGCAGGAGGUCUUUCUAACACUCCGUUAUAUAAAGAACACGAUGAGGAUAACCAUCAAAGGAUAUAUGAUAUGUUUAAAGAGCAAGUGGAAUGGGCGGUGGAGGAGGGGGCAAUUAAUCUUUUGGAGAGACUUUUUGAUUUCGUAUGGCGGGGAUUGCCUGCGGUCAUUACGAUUGCAGCCCAUUUUCCGGACAGAACAACUGACGAAGUUCCCAUUCCCGAAGCAUGCAAGCGUCUGGAAGAUCAAGGGGCGUCGGUGGUUGGCUUAAAUUGCUCACGUGGUCCUGACGUCAUGAUGCCGCUUAUUCGAGAAGUAAAAAACGCUUGCAAGGGUCCCAUAGCAGCAUUGCCAGUGCCAUACAGAACUACAGGAAAACAGAAAACUUUUUUCUCAGUUACAGAUCCGAAAACAGGCAAAUUAGUUUACCCUGACAACUUAGACUGUGUUCGUUGUACUCGAGUGGACAUUCGCCAGUUCGCUGAAGACGCAAAGGCGGCCGGGAUACAGUACAUUGGACUGUGUUGCGGAAAUUCCGCGAGCUUGACGCGGGAAGUUGCAGAAGUUUACGGAAAGAAUCCACCGGCGUCAAAGUACACAACUAACGCCACGGAAAGUUUCAUUUUUGGAGAUAAAGUAGACGAAGAAAUGCGAAAAGUGGCAAAAUUCAUGAAAGGCGAAAUAAAAUUAAUUGUUGGGUUGAAAUUUUUUGAGGCCAUGGUUUCUACAUAA
Messenger RNA from Ruditapes philippinarum (Manila clam), 1158 nucleotides. RefSeq names its product betaine--homocysteine S-methyltransferase 1-like. Bases 1 to 1158 code for a protein of 385 amino acids. The record is from RefSeq and is a predicted model, not a curated record. The transcript is spliced from 8 exons. NCBI's taxonomy places the organism in Eukaryota, Metazoa, Mollusca, Bivalvia, Venerida, Veneridae.